This is a messenger RNA of Tripterygium wilfordii, 1030 nucleotides long. RefSeq lists its product as uncharacterized. The coding region runs from base 212 to 766 and encodes 184 amino acids. Lineage: Eukaryota; Viridiplantae; Streptophyta; Magnoliopsida; Celastrales; Celastraceae. The transcript has a single exon. The record is from RefSeq and is a predicted model, not a curated record.
UGACAAGAAAUUACAACUUUUUCCUUAAUCGGCGAGAUCCUUCUUUCUCACGUUGCCCGGUGAGCACUCUCAAAGUCUCAGUGGCAGCGAGCGACAGAGUGAUUAUUUGUAGAAAGUAACAAACUGUACGGCUCCCUACCUCACACACUCUCUCGUAUACAACAAACACGCAAUCGCAAAUCGCGGAAACGUUAGUCUUGUUGGAGAGUCGAUGGAGGAGACAAGGAAGCGGCAGGCGGAGGAAGACCUAGCCAGUACUGAAUCGUCGCCGAGGAAAUGCCGAAGUGUUUGUCCGUCUGAAGGGAAGUCGGAGAGUAACGGGGAGGUCGGAGAGGACAUCAUCUCUUGGUUAUCCAUAGACGAUGAAACGGCAAGUGAACUAUUGAAGCUUCUGGACCCCAACUCGGAAACCUGCGGUGCAGCAGCGACGACUAGGGUUAGGUUCAUCUACAACCCGUACUCAAGGCCGUUGAUCUUCCAGUCUUCGUCGUCCUACGUCACCAUUAACAGCAACGAAGAGAGCUGCGGCUCCUCGUUCUCACACUCCGAAUCCUCGAUGAUGGCGAGUGUAGACGCGCGUGGUAUCAACAUUUCCCGCCAUCUACUGAGUGAUGAAGGAAAGGCGGUGCGAUUGGGGAGUCAAGUAGAGGAUAUUGGCGGCGGGUUGGAGUGGAAUGAGGAGGAGGCGCGUGGGUGGGAAGCGGUUGAGGGCUACGAUGGGAUUGACUGGAAUGAUGAUAUGCUAGCAAGGUUUCUGGGUGAGUAGUCCUUUUAUUUUAACGUUAAUUCUUUUUUUUUUCUUUUUAGGGUUUUAGGAUAAAAAGUAGUUUUCUACACCUGUUAAUAGAAACACAGUAAAGGAAUAUAAGAGUUUUCUCCCCGAAUCAUCCACUGUUCCAUUAACUGUGGUUUGAUCUCGAAUCAUCAAAUUCACAAGAUAAGAAAAUUAAGUCAAUAAAAGAAGAAGUAGAAGAAGAAAAGUGUCCUUUGCUGGUAAAAUUCUCAUUCCUAAUAAUAGAAGAUUUGAACA